AGAAGAACGCGGCAUGUGGGGUAGCACACACACAUCGUGAUCACUUUGAAGGAAGUAAUCCUCACAUCGGAGAGUUAACGUAGAUAUGUGUCUAAAAUUCCGAAGAUUAAAUGAGAGAUUAACCCACUAACGUCGUGAAAACAGUAACAUUCAGGGUUUUUCCUGCAUAGAGUUUAUCCUGUCGAUGAAACUCGGGCAGGCAGUCACGUUCACAGAUAGACCGCAAGUGGUGCUCAUGUACACGCCCUCUUUCUCCAGAUAAGUGCCCUUUUUGCAAGAAUCAGCAUUCAGAUCUCCCGCACAGUUUGCUGGUGUAAUGACAAAGAAAUCAGGGUCUCUCUGCAGCCAGAUUGAUCCACACAGAUAACUUGUGAAGCUUUUCUCUACCAGCUGCCUUCCAUACAGAGUGAAAGAUGAGCACAAAAGAGAGAGCCCCUGAAGACCGCGGCUUUCUUGUUGGGAUCAUAUUCUUCAUCCUUGGCUUGGGAACACUUUUACCAUGGAACUUCUUUAUGACUGCCUCUAUGUAUUUCAACAAAAGAUUGAACUCAUCGGAAUGGAAGAACGGAACGUUGACUGUCAGGAAGGAAUAUUAUUUCAAUAACUGGAUGACUCUGUUAUCCCAGCUGCCUUUGCUUCUGUUUACUUUGCUCAACUCGAUCCUCUAUCAGCGAAUCUCGGAGAAGAUGAGGAUAGCAGGCAGUUUAGUAUUCAUCCUCCUCCUCUUCAUCCUCACUGCUGUCCUGGUGAAGGUUCCUAUGGAGGACGACAGGUUCUUCUCUGUCACCAUGGCAACCAUCUGGUUUAUCAACUCAUUUGGGGCUGUGUUACAGGGAAGUCUGUUUGGUUUGGUGGGUUUGUUGCCGCAGAAGUACAGCGCUGUGUUUAUGAGCGGACAAGGACUCGCAGGAACAUUUGCUGCUCUUGCCAUGAUUUUCGCCUUAGCAAGUGAAGCUGAUAGUGAAACGGCAGCUCUUGGUUAUUUCAUCACUCCAUGUGUCGGGACUCUUCUCACACUCAUAAGUUACAUGCUGCUACCCAAACUAAAGUUUGCUUGCUUUUACCUGGACAGGUGUAAAAGUAAGAGCUAUGAGCUUGAGACAUUCAGCCAGCAGCAGCCUCUUGCAGAUGCUGUGGAAUGCUCUGGGAUGGCGAGCGAUGGUCCGAAUGGCUCUGUGGUAAACGGGAAUCCUAACAGAGAUGUUAACUCUGUGUGUGAAGAGGAGGGCGGGAGACAGGCCUUCCUCGCGCUGCAGCCAGAGAACGAGUCUGUUGAGAAGAGCUCCGUUCUGGAAGUCUUCAAAAAGAUCGGGGUUAUGGCGUUUUGUGUGACGUUUGUAUUUACAGUAACACUGUCCGUGUUUCCUGCUAUUACUGUGGAUGUGAAGACCGUUUAUGAAGGAAAAUGGGAACGGUACUUUAUACCUGUUUGCUGUUUUCUCAUCUUUAAUCUGAUGGAUUGGAUUGGCAGAACGGUUACAUCACUAGUUCAGUGGCCCCCAAAAGAGAGUCGCUGGUUCCCAGCAUUGGUCGUUUCUCGUUUAAUCUUUGUCCCUCUGCUCAUGAUGUGUAAUGUUCAGGAGAGGCACUUGCUUCCAGUGCUCUUCUCAAAUGAUGUGAUCUUUGCAACCAUCAUGGUGUUCUUCUCUGUGUCCAGCGGAUACUGUGUGUGUUUGUCCAUGACUUAUGCACCACAGCUCGUGGACCCGAAAGAUGGGGAGACGGCUGGCGCAUUAAUGACAUUUUUUCUGGCUCUGGGUUUGUCUUUGGGAGCCGGUUUCUCAUUCCCUCUACGGUUCAUAGUCUGACACCACAUAAACACACACACAUACAUCUCAAAUAUACAGCCAGCUUUCAGCGCUGUCUGCUGAAAAUCAGUUCUCAUGUUGUUUACUCAAAAAAGCUGAAUUAAUAUAAUGACGGAGCAGAACUUCAUAUAUUUGGCAGCUUAAAAAAAGUCUGCUCUAUUAAAGGGACUAAAUAAAGUGAAUACAAUAUUGGCAUUUUACAGACAUUUAGUUAAAGGGACCGCUGGUGAAAGAAUAAUGUACUAUUGGAAACAUAGUUUCCAAGCUUUCAGAAGCCUUUUGUUAAAUUAUUAUUGAUGACCGUGGUGGCUAAUACAUGGUUACCACAAUUUUAUUGUUGUAAAGAUGGGCCUUAUACAUGAAACAUGAGCUUUCUGUAUUAAUCUUUCAUGAAUCCGUUUCAUGAAUUUCCUCACAAAGUUUUUUCUUCCCUUACAAUACCUUUAUUCAUCUCUUGUAAAAAUGUCCAUGGUUUUACUACAGUAAACAUAUUUUAACCAUGACAUUCAUGUUUAACUGUUGUAGUAAAAGAAUAAAACUAAAACCAUGACAAUAAAAAUCCUAAUCAUUCUGCCUAAAAAAUGGUCACGGUAGUAAAACCAUGGUUAGUUUCAGCGAGGGAGCGCAAAACUAUUUCAGAAAAAACAAAUGUACUAAAAAAUGAUGUACAUAAUGUCAAGAGCUUAAAGUUACUAUUUAAAACAACCAGACUUUUUCUUUGACGUCUCAAAGGAAGUAAAAUAUUACAUAAGGACUACAAUUGUUUCUUAUUAUAAGACUGAAAAAGCAUGCACAUCUUCACAUUGAGAGCCUGAUAUUUUAGUUUGAUUUGAUUUUAUGAUUGAGGCUAUAUUCACUAGGUAUUCCCAAGGAUUUUAUUUAUCAUUUUUGUAUUUAAUUGGAAGCGGAGUCAUAUAAGGGAACAAAAAUGACAUUUUCAGUUGUUUCGACGGAGGCAUAGUUACAUUUAUUUUAUGGUAAUUUAUUUUUAUAUAAAUUUACAUAAUUGUGUUUGAGUUUGUGUGUACUGCAAUGCAUAAAAUGCACACACAUACAUGUGUGCCAUCAAAUUGCGACCUGUUCAAGGUUUUAUAAAUAUUACGCGCACACACAAAUGUAUAAAGCCACAUGUAAACUGAUGUAGAAAUCGCAUUUAACCUGCAACAUGUUUAAGCUUGUGCUUAUUAUAUGCAAGUGUUCAAGGGAAAAUUGUAUUUUCACAUUUCAUCAGUCUCAUGGUCCUGCAGGCGAGACCUGGAGAACGAAGUUGUCAUUUUCAGCGGUACAUGUUAUGUGUGCAGACAUCAGCACUCAUUGGUGUAAAGCGAUUGCAUUUAGCCUUUUUUUAACAACAGUCGGAACAACCGAUCAGUUCGACCACAUUAAAGUGUGAUGCAAUCAACAUGCAGAUAUUAUUUAAUUGAAACUGGCCAGUAAACGCAGAAUGAUUGAAUGGUUAUGUAUUUGAUAAUGUGUGCCUGAUUUCUUUUGUUGUAUUGUAAAUUCAGCAUCAUGUCAGCAAAUGAAAUCUGAAGCUAUGUGAUGCAUUGAAAGAUUCUCUUUCCAUGAAACUUCAUGUGUUUGUAAAUGGGAAACAUUUGUUAUAUACAAGACAGGUGUCAGUGUGUGAGAGGUCUAGGAAUUUUUUAUUUUUUUUAUAGUUUGUUCACUCCUAAUUAAAUUUUUUUUUUAAUCUUAUAUAGGCUUGCUUUUUACAUCAUAUCAUACUGCAUUUUCAUUCACUUCAGAACAAUACAGUAAAGAUUUAGCAUUGGCAUUGCUAGCAUAAUAUAGCUCCAGUUGUAGGUUGACUUCACUGAAAAGUGUAAAACAUGGUAUAAUUAGAGAAAUAUUGUAUUAACCAUGACUGUAGUAACCAGUGUUGGGGAAGCUACUUUGAAACCGUAGCUUUCCAAGUUACAACCUACUCUGAACUUAACCUUCCUGAGCUUUUUGUUUUUUUGUUUAAUUAAUAAAAAUGGUUU
Messenger RNA from Xyrauchen texanus (razorback sucker), 3793 nucleotides. Its product is annotated as equilibrative nucleoside transporter 2-like. NCBI's taxonomy places the organism in Eukaryota, Metazoa, Chordata, Actinopteri, Cypriniformes, Catostomidae. Gene Ontology annotation, biological process: hypoxanthine transport; guanine transport; uridine transmembrane transport. Gene Ontology annotation, molecular function: nucleoside transmembrane transporter activity. The record is from RefSeq and is a predicted model, not a curated record. The coding region runs from base 414 to 1808 and encodes 464 amino acids. Gene Ontology annotation, cellular component: plasma membrane; basolateral plasma membrane. The transcript is spliced from 15 exons.